Rotaria socialis is the source of this 1056-nucleotide messenger RNA. The record is from the annotation of a GenBank genome assembly. Lineage: Eukaryota; Metazoa; Rotifera; Eurotatoria; Philodinida; Philodinidae.
AUGCACAUCAAGCCAUUAUUAUAUCAACCCGAAAUUCAAUCAUUUAUUUGCUUAAUUUCAAGUAUUCUUAUAUUAUUAUUUAAAUUUUAUUUUACUCAAACGUUUUCAUUGUUUACUUUAUUUCUUUAUUUGAUUAUUAUAAUACUUGUAUGUAGAAGAAUAGCAACUGGUGAUUCAUAUAUUCCAUCAAAAAAUACAGAUCUAACUGGGCAAACAGUUAUAGUUACAGGAGCAGCAUCUGGUAUUGGUCGUGCGUCAGCCAUUGAAUUUGCUAAAUUAGGUGCAAAAGUUAUUGUUGGUAUACGUGGUCAAAAUCGAGCUGAGCAAACAGCUCGAUUAUUGGCGCAAGAAGCAAAGAUAAUUGAUACUGGUAAAAUAGUUGGUUACGAUUUGGAUUUAUCAAAACUUUCGACAGUAAAACAAUUCGCUAAUAAAAUUCUCAAACAUGAACAACAUGUGAAUAUUCUUUUGAACAAUGCUGGUAUGGCACACUCAAUACAUUCAUUAACCGCGGAUGGAUUAGAAACAGAAUUUGGUACAAAUCAUAUUGGUCAUUUUUAUUUAACAAAACUUCUGUUACCAUUAUUAAUUCGAUCAAAAGCACGUAUUGUUAAUGUGAGCAGUACAGGACACUGUUUCGUUGAUCAUCGUAUCAAUUAUGAAUUUCCCAGUUCGUCCUAUAAUGCACAAAUAUCGUAUGGUCAAUCAAAAUUAGCUCAAGUAUGGCAUGCCUUUGAAUUACAAAAACGCUAUGGUCAACAAGGUAUAAAAGCAUAUUCAUUACAUCCUGGAAUGAUUUAUACAGAAAUAACACGACGAGCACCAAAAUCAUUUAACAUCUUUUAUCACGUAGUACUAUUGAUAGUUGGAAAAUCAAUAUAUCAAGGAGCACAAACAAGUUUAUAUUGUUCAUUAUCGAACGAAGCUAGACCAGGACAAUUUCAUGGUAAUUGCAAAGAAGCAAAAUCAAGUCCAUUAGCUUUUAAUAAACAAUUAGCAGAAGAAUGUUGGGAUGUCAGUGAAAAAAUCAUUAGUGAAAAGACAAAAUAUUUCUAA